Gongylonema pulchrum is the source of this 249-nucleotide messenger RNA. The record is from the annotation of a GenBank genome assembly. Lineage: Eukaryota; Metazoa; Nematoda; Chromadorea; Rhabditida; Gongylonematidae.
AUGUUUUUGCCUGCGUUGCUGCUCAUCCGAUUGACAUUUCAGGACUCGUCUGAAAGUGAACAAACUUUUUCACGAUGCGAUUCGAUGCUAUCGUUGGAGCGUUGCACAGCCAGUGAAUUGCCGUUCGCCCUGUCUACGUCCAAUUUGUUAAGUGCAUCGGCAACAAUAAAAGAAAAUCGUGUUCCGAUUGCAAUGGCCAUCCAUGAAUACAUUCAUGCUUGGUUCAAAGGUGCUGAUCACAGCAAGUAG